GUGUGAAUGUAACUCCGAUAUACGUGCAGGAAAGUCAAAGAAAGCCAUACAAGUUCAUGGAUGUAGGACCUCCGGCAUCAAUAGCAAGAUUCGUCUACACCGAUCGCGAUGAUCCGAGCGCAAGCGCAAAGGAGGUGACGGUUGAGGAGUACUUUGCACGUAUAAAGAGCAUGCGACUGCGGUUUCCGAAUUUGCCGGUGUUGGUUGUGGGACCUCGGCAAAGAAAUCUAAUGAUCCCAAUGGAAUUGCUGAUGAUUUGGGAUAAACCGCAGAAGGUGGUGAAGGAGCUGAACGAGUUUCAGAAAGCGAAACUGAUCAGAGGAACGUGUUUGAAGCCGUCGGAACGUAAACGACGGAUCGCCUAUAUGAUUGGAGGGCAGGAGCUGAAUGAGGACGCAUUCCUAGAGAAUUACUGCGUGAGUAUUGGGGACGAGAUGAUACACUGCUCGGGACGGGUCAUCGAACCUCCGAAAUUGGAGCUUUUUGUGCGAUUUUUUGUUGAUUUAUUAUAA
Molecule: messenger RNA, 512 nt
Organism: Anisakis simplex (herring worm)
Lineage: Eukaryota; Metazoa; Nematoda; Chromadorea; Rhabditida; Anisakidae
Source: the annotation of a GenBank genome assembly